Leptinotarsa decemlineata (Colorado potato beetle) is the source of this 6380-nucleotide messenger RNA. It is a transcript of the gene cher, whose product is annotated as filamin A protein cher. Lineage: Eukaryota; Metazoa; Arthropoda; Insecta; Coleoptera; Chrysomelidae. The record is from RefSeq and is a predicted model, not a curated record.
AUGAACUGGAUUCAAACAAAACUUCCAGAGUUGCCAAUAAGAAAUUUCACAACAGACUGGAACGAUGGAAAGGCAGUUGGAGCCUUGGUUGAUGCAGUUGCACCAGGACUGUGUCCUGAUUGGCCGGACUGGGAUUCCAGAGAGGGUGUCAAAAAUGCAUCAGAAGCCAUGGGUUUGGCCGACGACUGGUUGAAUAUUCCACAGCUGAUUAAACCAGAAGAAAUCGUCAAUCCAAAUAUUGAUGAACAGUCUAUGAUGACUUAUUUGUCACAGUAUCCUAAUGCUAAAAUAAAACCUGGAGCACCUCUUAGGCCCCGUACGAAUGUGAAUAAAGUAAGAGUGUAUGGUCCUGGUAUUGAACCUAGUGGUCCGAUGGUCGGAGCCCCAGCAGUAUUCACCGUCGAAACCUUCUCUGCUGGCAAGGGACAAGUAGAAGUUAUUGUACAAAAUCCAAGGGGCCAGAAGGAAAAUGCUGAAGUGAAAUUCAAUAAUGACAAAAAUCUCACGUAUGCCGUCUCAUACACUCCUCAGCUUGAAGGCAACCAUACGAUAUACGUCAAAUUUGCAGGACGAGACUCACCCAAAAGUCCUUAUACCGUGAAAGUUGAAGGUUUCGCUGGAGACGCAAGUAAAGUUACUGCUUCUGGCCCAGGCUUACAACCAGAGGGAGUAUUCGUAAAUAAAUCUACAUUUUUCGACAUUUUCGCCAAAAACGCAGGACAAGGUGCACCUGAAGUUAUGAUUUUAGACCCUUCCCACAACAAAAACAGCGUUCCUGUCUCAAUAAAGCCAACUUCCUCAGACACUUGGAGAUGUAGUUAUGUAUCUCCCAUCCUUGGUCAACAUUCCGUUAAUGUAUUUUUUGCUGGAAAACCCAUUCCAAAUAGCCCCUUUGGCGUCAAGAUAUCACCUGCCUCAGACGCGAAAAAGGUGAAAGCCAGCGGUCGGGGUCUACAACCCGAUGGCGUACGAGUCAAAGAUGAAGCGGAUUUCAAGAUUCACACAGAUGGCGCUGGCGAGGGAGUUCCUGAAAUUCAAAUAAUCGGCCCGGAAGGAGUACAUCAAAAAUGUAUUAUAAAGAGAAUUGACGAACACACGUAUUACGCAUCUUACACACCCCUGAAAGAAGGGAGGUACAUUGUAAUGAUAAAAUUCGCAGGAAACGAAAUUCACAAAUCUCCAUUCGAAGUAAACGUAGGUCCUUAUAAAGAAACUGCUAUCAGAGCGUACGGGCCUGGUCUUGUAGGGGGCGUUAUCAACUACCCAGCGUUAUUUACUGUUGAAACUAAUGGCGAAACUGGUGCCUUAGGUUUCAGUAUCCAAGGUCCGUCUCAAGCGCAGAUUGAUUGUACCGACAACGGUGAUGGUUCAGCAGAUGUUAGGUACAUUCCGACAGCUCCUGGUGAAUACGCUGUCCAUAUCUUGUGUGACACCGAAGACAUUCCUCGCAGUCCCUAUAUUGCGCAAAUUUUACCUAAUACAGAUUACUACCCCGAGAAAGUAGAAGUUCACGGUCCCGGAGUGGAAGGCAGUGGGGUACAGACACAUGUACCAACAAAGUUCAUUGUAGAUACAAGGAAAGCAGGAUCUGCACCUCUAGAAGUUAAGGUUAGUGAUGCUAACUCCAAUAACGUAAAUGUAAAGUUAGUUGAAAAGUCUGAUGGAAUCAUCGAAGGUACUUAUACACCGAUCACUGGAAACCGUCACACGGUUCAAGUGAAUUAUGGUGGAGUGGCUGUGAAUAACUCUCCAUUCAGAGUGUUUAUUGAAGAACCUGUUGAUGCUUCAAAAGUGCAAUAUUUCGGACCAGGAAUAGAAGAUGGCGUCAAACCCAAUAUUCCAACACACUUCAAUAUUGAUGCCAGAGAAGCCGGAUAUGCUGAUUUGGAUGUGCAUUUAGUGAACGAGGAUACUAGGGAAGAAGUACCGAUAAAACUCACUGAUAAUGGCGAUCGAACUUACACAGUUGACUAUGAAACUGUUCAUUCCGGAGUACACAAACUCACCCUUCAUUAUGGCGGACAAAGGGUUCCUAGCACACCUAUGAAAUUCAAAGUUCGACCAGUUGUUGAUGUCACAAAAAUUAAAGUCGAUGGAUUAGAACCAAGUGUUUAUGUCGACUCACCAACAGACUUUUUGGUUGAUACGAGGGGAAUACCAAAAUCAACGGAAGAUGGCAAAGUGACGUGCACUAUUACCAAUCCGUCUGGCACACAGACUGAAAAUUUAAUAACUUCCCUAUUAGAUGGAACCUACAAGGUCAGCUACACUCCGUUCGAAGAAGGCAAACACACCAUUGACAUAUUCUACGACAAUAUUCCUGUACCUGGUUCUCCGUUCAUAGUUAACGUGAGGAGAGGUUGUGAUGCUAAGAAAUGCCACGCUUACGGCGCCGGUCUCCAGAAGGGUAUUCUGAAUAAACAAAACAUCUUCACAGUAGAAACUAAACAAGCUGGCACGGGUGGUUUGGCUCUGGCUAUAGAAGGUCCGUCUGAAGCAAAAAUGACUUGUAAGGACAACAGAGACGGUUCUUGUUCUGUGGAAUACAUGCCCACUGAAGUUGGUGAAUACGAUAUUGCCAUUAGGUUCGCCGACAACCACAUUCCCGGAUCACCAUUCAAAGUCGUGGUUUCGAAAGAAGUCGAUGAAAACUUGGUGAAAGCCUUUGGGCCAGGAUUGGACACCACACAGUGCAGGCCUGGAAUACCGACCAAAUUCACCAUAGAUGCCUCCAAGGCCGGUCCUGCUCCUGUUGCUGUGAACAUCACAGCAGACUCCAAACCUUUAGCAAAAAAACCCGAAGUUGUGGACAAAGGAGAUGGAACUUUCGAGGUUACUUAUGUUCCACCUCAUGAAGGUUCGAAUCUCCAGACUCAUGUUACCUACAACGGUAAGGAAAUACCAAAUAGUCCAUUCCCCGUAAAGGUGAGGCCUUUGUUCGAGCCUGAUAAAGUGAAAUUCAGUGGUCCAGCCAUUUUCGAGAAGGGAAUUCCGGCUUCUGUUCCAACCACGAUUAAAAUCGACACAAAAGAAGCUGGUUUCGCAGAUUUGGAAGUAAAAAUUACCGGUCCCGAUGGAUAUUCAAGGCCAGUCACUUUAAAAGACAAUGGCGAUGGUACAUUCAGCGCUACGUUUGUGCCUGAUGAUUGCGGCAGGUAUAAGCUGGAUACUAAAUACGGAGGCAAGGAAGUUCCCAAUACGCCUAUCGCUAUCCAGACAUUUGCUACUGGGGAUGCUGAGAAAUGCAAAAUAGUGGAAGGAUUGGAAAAAAAUCUGUGCAGUGGUCAAUCUUACUGCAUCAUCGUCAAUACCGAAAACGCGGGCAACGGGGCUGUUACUUGUAAAAUCAAAUCUGUCGAUGGGGGAGAUUUGGAUAUAAAUAUCGUCGAAAAUGAAGAUAAUACCGUCAGCAUAUACUAUAAUGUCCAGGAUGCCGGGGAAUAUACGAUCAACAUCAAGUUUGGAGGUCAAACAGUCCCAGGAGGAUUCUACACGUUUGUGGCCGAGGAGACCAGUGUAACCCAGACCGAAGAAAAAAUAGAAAGCGUAACCACAACAACACAGUCCACCAAGCAACACGUCUUCAGACCAGUUCAGUUGAAUAAUAUCCCACUUCUGAGUACUGGUGGUCACGUAACAGCUGAAAUAAAGAUGCCCAGCGGAAAUAUCGACAAACCAAUUAUCGAAGACAACCACGAUGGUACCGUAACGAUCAAAUAUGACCCCCGCGAAGAAGGUGUUCACGAAUUGGCUGUCAAAUUCAACGGAGAGCACGUCCAAGGUUCUCCCUACAAGUUCCACGUAGACUCAAUCAGUUCCGGUUACGUGACAGCAUAUGGUCCAGGUCUUACUCAUGGAGUCACCGGUGAACCUAGUAACUUCACCAUCUCCACCAAAGGUGCUGGAGCCGGUGGACUCUCCAUGGCCGUUGAGGGUCCUAGCAAAGCGGAGAUAAGCUGCCACGACAACAAAGAUGGCACUGUUAGCGUCUCAUAUCUGCCCACUGCGCCUGGAGAAUACAAGAUAUCCGUCAGGUUUGGUGACAAACACAUCAAGGGAUCACCGUUCAACGCCAAGAUCACAGGCGAAGGCAGAAAACGCAACCAGAUCUCUGUCGGGUCUUGCAGCGAGGUAUCGCUUCCUGGGAAAAUCUCUGACGCCGAUAUCAGAUCACUGAACGCCUCCAUUCAAGCCCCAAGCGGAUUGGAAGAACCCUGCUUCUUGAAGCGCUUGCCUUCAGGCAACAUCGGCAUCUCGUUCACCCCUAGAGAAAUCGGUGAACACGUGGUGUCAGUCAAAAAAUUGGGCAACCACAUCACCAAUUCGCCUUUCAAAAUCAACGUUUGCGAACGGGAAGUGGGAGACGCCAAGAAAGUACAGGUGUCUGGUAAUGCAGUUAAAGAAGGAAUCACCCAUGUGGAUAACACAUUUACCGUUGAUACCAGGAACGCAGGCUUCGGAGGUCUUUCUUUGUCUAUAGAAGGACCAAGCAAAGCUGAGAUCCAGUGCAAUGACAACACAGAUGGCACUCUGAACAUAUCGUACAAACCGACGGAACCCGGAUACUACAUAGUAAAUCUUAAGUUCGCCGAUCAUCAUGUGGAUGGUUCUCCUUUCACGGUCAAGGUUACUGGUGAAGGAUCAAAUAGGCAACGAGAGAAAAUACAAAGACAGCGAGAAGCAGUACCUAUCACGGAAGUUGGCAGUCAAUGCAAACUGACUUUCAAAAUGCCAGGUAUCACAUCAUUCGACCUCAGUGCCACCGUAACAUCUCCUGGAGGAGUAACCGAAGAUGCUGAAAUCAAUGAAGUCAGAGAUGGAUUAUAUGCUGUUCAUUUCGUGCCCAAAGAACUAGGUGUCCACACAGUGUCCGUUAGAUACAAGGAUAUCCAUAUUCCUGGAUCUCCAUUCCAAUUCACUGUUGGUCCAUACCGUGAUCAUGGUGCCCACUUGGUCAAAGCUGGUGGUGCUGGUUUAGAGAGGGGUGAACAGGGAGAACUCAAUGAAUUCAACGUCUGGACGAGAGAAGCAGGAAGUGGUCAACUUGCGAUAUCCGUGGAAGGUCCCAGUAAAGCUGAGAUCAACUUCACUGACAGGAAAGACGGUUCCUGUGAUGUUUCUUACAAGGUUUCUGAACCAGGUGAAUAUCGUAUCGGAUUGAAAUUCAACGACGAGCACGUACCGGAUUCCCCCUUCAAGGUCUAUAUCUCCCCCGCUGUUGGAGAUGCCCACCUGCUGGAGGUAGCACAGUUCCCUGAGGGACAUAUUCAAGCCGACAAACCAUCGCAGUUCAUCGUCCGCAGGAAUGGAGCUAAGGGAGACUUGGACGCCAAGAUUAUUGGCCCAUCGGGACAUGAAGAUGAUUGCUUUGUUCAAAUCAUUGACAUGGAGGAAUACUCUGUCCGAUUCAUGCCAAGAGAAAACGGCAUUCACAAGAUCCAUGUGAAAUUCAAUGGAGUUCAUAUUCCUGGAUCACCAUUCAGCGUCAAAGUAGGCAAAGAUACCGCUGACCCUGCUGCUGUUCACGCCAGUGGAAAUGGACUGAAGGAUGUUAAAACUGGAGUGAAAACAGAUUUCAUUGUGGAUACCGUAAACGCUGGAACAGGUACUUUAGGAGUAAGCAUAGAUGGUCCUAGUAAAGUUUCAAUGGAUUGCACCGAAGUGGAGGAAGGUUACAAGGUCCGUUACACUCCCCUAGCUCCCGGAGACUACUUCGUCAGUAUUAAAUACAACAACCACCAUAUAGUAGGAUCACCCUACAAAGUGCACAGUACAGGUGAUGCAAAAGUAGCAGAUAUCGGUGGCCAAGAAACAUCGUCAGUUGUAGUAGAAACUGUUGCUAAAGUGGGCAAAGCGAAUAAUAACAACAAAGGUCCUGUAUUGCCCCACUUCAAGAGCGAUGCUAGCAAAGUCAUGUCUAAAGGAAUGGGCUUGAAGAAAGCCUACUUAGGAAAACAAAAUCAGUUCACCAUUUCGGCUCAAAAUGCUGGUGCGAACAUUCUUUUUGUUGGUAUUCACGGGCCAAAGGGCCCAUGCGAAGAAGUGUUUAUAAAACACCAAGGCCAUAAUCAGUACGCUGUGAACUAUUUGGUUAGAGACAGGGGGGACUAUUUGGUGAUAGUGAAAUGGGGCGAUGAUCAUGUUCCUGGCUCACCAUUCAAAGUUGAAGUUUAGACCCUAAUACUACUUUUCCACCCAAAAAAUAUUAUACUUGUUUAGUUGUUAUAAUGUUUUAUUUUUUUUUUACACAUUUUGUUCGUCAAGGUGAAAUUUUAUUGGAAUCCAAUUUCGUUGUUUCGUCUUAUUUUUGUACAUAACAUUUCUCUCAAAAUUCUAAUAGUUGAUUUGAAUGUGUAACUUCCAGUAAAAUUCACAAAUCA